AUGGGCACGUCCGCGCGCUGGGCGCUCUGGCUGCUGCUCGCGCUGUGCUGGGCGCCCCGGGAGAGCGGCGCCACCGGAGCCGGAAGAAAAGCCAAAUGUGAAGCCUCGCAGUUCCAGUGCACAAAUGGCCGAUGUAUCACGUUGCUGUGGAAGUGUGAUGGGGACGAAGACUGCGCUGAUGGCAGUGAUGAGAAGAACUGUGUGAAGAAGACAUGCGCUGAGUCUGACUUUGUAUGCAACAAUGGCCAGUGUGUUCCUAAUCGAUGGCAGUGUGACGGGGAUCCCGACUGUGAAGAUGGUUCUGAUGAAAGCCCAGAACAGUGCCAUAUGAGAACAUGCCGCACAAAUGAAAUCAGCUGUGGUGCCCGCUCCACUCAGUGCAUCCCAGUGUCCUGGCGGUGUGAUGGUGAAAAUGAUUGUGACAGUGGAGAAGAUGAAGAAAACUGUGGCAACAUAACGUGUAGCUCUGAUGAGUUCACCUGCUCCAGUGGCCGCUGCAUCUCCAGGAAUUUCAUGUGCAAUGGCCAGGAUGACUGCAGUGAUGGCAGCGACGAGCUGGACUGCGCCCCACCAACCUGUGGGCCCCACGAGUUCCAGUGCAGCACCUCCUCCUGCAUCCCCAUCAGCUGGGUGUGCGACGAUGACGCAGACUGCUCGGACCAGUCGGAUGAGUCCCUGGAGCAGUGCGGCCGCCAGCCAGUGAUCCACACCAGGUGCCCAGCCAGCGAGAUCCAGUGUGGCUCUGGCGAGUGCAUCCACAAGAAGUGGCGAUGCGAUGGGGAUCCCGAUUGCAAGGACGGCAGUGAUGAGGUCAACUGUCCUUCCCGAACCUGCCGACCUGACCAGUUUGAGUGUGAGGACGGCAGCUGCAUCCAUGGCAGCAGGCAAUGUAAUGGCAUCCGAGACUGCGUGGACGGUUCUGAUGAAGUCAACUGCAAGAACGUCAACCAGUGCUUGGGUCCUGGGAAGUUCAAGUGCAGAAGUGGGGAAUGCAUUGAUAUCAGUAAAGUGUGCAACCAGAAGCAAGACUGCAGGGACUGGAGUGACGAGCCCCUGAAAGAAUGCCAUGUAAAUGAAUGCUUGGUUAAUAAUGGCGGAUGCUCCCAUAUCUGCAAAGACCUAGUUAUAGGCUAUGAAUGUGACUGUGCAGCUGGGUUUGAACUCAUAGAUAGGAAAACCUGCGGAGAUAUUGAUGAAUGCCAAAAUCCGGGAAUCUGCAGUCAAAUUUGUAUCAACUUAAAAGGCGGUUACAAGUGUGAAUGUAGUCGUGGGUAUCAAAUGGAUCUUGCCACGGGCGUGUGCAAGGCAGUAGGCAAAGAGCCAAGUCUGAUCUUCACCAAUAGACGAGACAUCAGGAAGAUUGGCUUGGAGAGGAAAGAAUAUAUCCAACUAGUUGAACAGCUGAGAAACACUGUGGCUCUUGAUGCUGACAUUGCCUCUCAGAAACUAUUCUGGGCUGAUCUAAGCCAAAAGGCCAUCUUCAGUGCCUCAAUUGAUGACAAAGUUGGUAGACAUGUUAAAAUGAUCGACAAUGUCUAUAAUCCUGCAGCCAUUGCUGUUGAUUGGGUGUACAAGACCAUCUACUGGACUGACGCGGCUUCUAAGACUAUUUCAGUAGCUACCCUAGAUGGAACCAAGAGGAAGUUCCUGUUUAAUUCUGACUUGCGAGAGCCUGCCUCCAUAGCUGUGGACCCGUUGUCUGGCUUUGUUUACUGGUCAGACUGGGGUGAACCAGCUAAAAUUGAAAAAGCAGGAAUGAAUGGGUUUGACAGACGGGCGCUGGUGACAGCGGACAUCCAGUGGCCUAAUGGAAUUACACUUGACCUUAUAAAGGGCCGCCUCUAUUGGCUGGAUUCCAAAUUGCACAUGUUAUCCAGUGUGGACUUGAACGGCCAAGAUCGCAGGAUAGUCCUGAAGUCUCUGGAAUUCCUAGCUCAUCCCCUGGCACUCACAAUAUUUGAGGAUCGUGUCUACUGGAUAGAUGGGGAAAAUGAAGCAGUCUAUGGUGCAAAUAAAUUCACUGGCUCGGAGCUGGCCACUCUAGUUAACAACCUUAAUGAUGCCCAGGACAUCAUUGUCUAUCACGAACUUGUACAACCAUCAGGUAAAAACUGGUGUGAAGAAGAUGUGGAGAAUGGAGGAUGUGAAUACCUCUGCCUGCCCGCCCCACAGAUUAAUGACCACUCUCCAAAAUACACCUGUUCCUGUCCCAAUGGGUACAAUCUAGAGGACAAUGGCCGAGAAUGCCAAAGUACUACAACUACUGUGAAUUACAAUGAGACAAAAGAUACCAACACAGCAGAAAUUUCUCCAACUAGUGGACUAGUUCCUGGAGGGAUCAAUGUGACCACAGCAGUAUCGGAGGUCAGUGUUCCCCCUAAAGGGACUUCUGCUGCCUGGGCCAUCCUUCCCCUCUUGCUCUUAGCAAUGGCAGCAGUAGGUGGCUACUUGAUGUGGCGGAAUUGGCAACAUAAGAACAUGAAAAGCAUGAACUUUGACAAUCCUGUGUACUUGAAGACCACUGAAGAGGACCUAUCAAUAGACAUUGGUAGACACAGUGCUUCUGUUGGACACACGUACCCAGCAAUAUCAGUUGUAAGCACAGACGAUGAUCUAGCCUGA
Messenger RNA from Rangifer tarandus platyrhynchus (Svalbard reindeer), 2622 nucleotides. Lineage: Eukaryota; Metazoa; Chordata; Mammalia; Artiodactyla; Cervidae. The record is from the annotation of a GenBank genome assembly.